AUGCACCUCGCCGUGGCCCUCACUCUCGCCCUCUCCCUCCUCCUCGUCGGCGGCGUUGUCGUCCGCGCGCAGCCGUUCGACUACCCGACGACGAAGCCCUCGACAGCGUGGGCCAACACGGACGCGUCCCUCACGCACCACGUCACGUACGCGGACGGCUCCGUGGCGCGCACCCUCAACCCGGCGGGGUACGGCUUCUUCUGCACCAACCACCAGGCGCCGCCGUGCGCCGAGUUCCUCUUCGGCGUGGCCGUCGUGUACUACAACAGCGGCGGGCUCAUGACCUCCGUCGUGGCGGGCAUCCCGCAGCUCCCCGCCGUCGGCGCAGGGACGGUACAGUACAUGCGGCUGGAGCACGACGGGCACCUCCGGCUGUACGAGUGGAAUCCCGCGGGGUGGGCGCCGGUGUUCGACGUCCUGCGCCUCUUCCCAGACGACUGUGCGUUCCCGACGGUGUGCGGCGCGUAUGGCGUGUGCACGGACAUGCAGUGCAGCUGCCCCGACGCGGCCAACUUCCGGGCGGUGGACUUCCGGAGGCCCAACCGCGGCUGCGUCCCGACGGCGUCGGCGCUGGCUGCAUGCGGCGGGCCGCCGGCAAGGUUGGUGUCGCUGCUCGGGCUGAGCUACUUCAACGACCCGGCCACCAGCCUAAGGACGCUGGAGAGGGUAAGUGACGCCGCGUGCAGGAAGGCGUGCCUGGACGAGUGCCUGUGCGCGGCGGCGCAGUUCGUGUACGGCGCCGACGCCGGCGACGGCUUCUGCUACCUGCAGUCGGAAGUGCUGUCGAUGGAGACGUCGUGGCCGGAGGUGGUGCACUACAGCUCCACCAUGCAUCUCAAGGUGCGGGCCACGCGUCGUCCGUCAGCCGGGAUUUUAGUGAGUGGAGUGGGCUACUUUUGUAUUGGAUUACACUAG
Miscanthus lutarioriparius is the source of this 915-nucleotide messenger RNA. The record is from the annotation of a GenBank genome assembly. Lineage: Eukaryota; Viridiplantae; Streptophyta; Magnoliopsida; Poales; Poaceae.